Molecule: messenger RNA, 2670 nt
Organism: Gasterosteus aculeatus aculeatus (three-spined stickleback)
Lineage: Eukaryota; Metazoa; Chordata; Actinopteri; Perciformes; Gasterosteidae
Gene: stx7l
Product: syntaxin 7-like
Biological process (GO): vesicle fusion; intracellular protein transport; vesicle-mediated transport
Cellular component (GO): SNARE complex; membrane; endomembrane system
Molecular function (GO): SNARE binding; SNAP receptor activity
Source: RefSeq, a predicted model, not a curated record
UUGAAAAGAAGAUAAGCGGUUAUAAGGUUAUAGGCCCAUGUUUGUACCUAAAAACCGCAGGAACAACGGAACAUUAAAUCCAAAUGACGUUGUGAUCCCGAUUGGCUUUUGGUCCGGACCAGGAGUGUCAAACACACUUUAAUCUCAAGUGGGCCCGGCCAGGGAGGUCGUCCGGCAGGCAGACCAUUGCAUAACGGGUCGAUUUGGUCGCUGUGUGGUUAAACUGCAUGAACCUCGAUAUCCAAACAUUGUGUGCAGAGUUCAACAAAUUUGGUAACAGAUGUUUGCUGGUAUGAUGCCUACCUGCAGGCAAUAUUUUAUUAAGGAUGCAGUCAUCAGACUUCUUUUAGUAGCCAAAAGUAUUUUUUCUCGCCCCAAAAGUAGUUCAUUUUGAAUAAAUGUACAUUUAAAAUACUGGAAUCAGCCCAUGAAAUACCCUCAAUGAGCGAUUCAUCAAAUAAAAAUACUCUGCCACGCGUUCAGUGUUAAUUUUCAGAAAGUUCGAUAUUAUUAUUAAUAAGUAAUGCAUUUAAAUUUCAUUUUGUAGCUAAUUAUCGCAUCCAGUGAAAACACCAGCACAGAGUGCUCCUCACGUGAGUGGAUUUUAUAGCUCCAGGGUGAUGAUUUUGUGUCGCUUCAAAGUUUAAACAAACCUUCCUUUGUCGGACAGAAAUCUGUAUCUUCCAGUGACUCGGCUUCUGCUGCCAGGCAUCACGUGACGAGGGGGAGGGGCCACCAACCAGGAAACGCACCGCCGUCGCAAGUCACCAGAAGCUCUCCGUCAUGGCCUACCAGGCUGGGAUGCCCGAUAAGCCCAGCGCUCUGGUUCAGAACAUAACCUCCAACAUCCAGAAGCUUACCCUGCUGACCUCGGAGCUGCAGCGGGUCGUCUCUCUGCUGGGGACGGAGCACGACAGCAGCCAGCUGCCGCAGACGCUGCAACAGAAACAGCAGCAGGGCAACCAGCUGGCGAAGGAGACGGACAGACUGAUCAAAGCAUUCAGUGGGCUUCCUGUUGGCCCUGAUCAGCGGCAGAGAAAGAUCCAGAAAGAGCGGCUGGUCAACGACUUCUCCGCCGCCCUGAACAGCUUCCAGAAGACGCAGCGGCAGGCGGCCGACAAGGAGCGGGAGUUUGUGGCCCGAGUCCGAGCCAGCUCCCGGGUGUCGGGCGGACAGCCCGAUGACAGCUUUGGAAAUGUCCCUGCUGUCUUUAGUGAAGCGCAGGUGCAGGCCCAGGCCGAGGCCAUCACCGAGGAAGAUCUGAGGCUGAUCCAGGAGAGGGAGAUGUCCAUCAGGCAGCUGGAGUCGGACAUCACAGACGUCAAUGACAUCUUCAAGGACCUGGGGAUGAUGGUCCACGAGCAGGGGGACAUGAUCGACAGUAUAGAAGCCAACGUGGAGAGCGCCGACGUGAACGUCCAGAACGCGACCCAGCAGCUGUCCCGCGCCGCGGACUACCAGCGGAGCUCCCGGAAGAAGAUGUGCAUCCUGGUGAUCGUGUUGCUUGUAGUUGCUCUUAUUAUUGGACUCAUCAUCUGGGCUUCCGUCAAAAAUUGAAGGCUCCUUCUCCUUCUUCUCCUCCCUGUCCUGGUUAGUCACCAACCCGGACAAAGCAUGAAGCAUCGUCCCUCUCUUCCUUUUCCUCCUUUUUCUCGCUCAUCUCACCAGGGGAGUCACCUGGGCCGUCUGUUUUUCUCCUAUUUAAAUUAUAACAGUCUUUCGGACGUGAUCGUAAUCUGGAGACGUAGCCGUCUUUGUUGACGGGAUUGCACACUGUGAAAUCAGAAACCCGGGUUUGAGGGCUUUAUUCUUAGAACCGGCUUUGAUUGGGUUAUUUCUGUCUGAUUCUGGCACUAUUUACUACACGGGAAAGCUUAGAUGUUUUAGUCCUCACCUGAUUCUCCGAGGGAGGUGCGAACACAGGUGCAGCAUUGUUCUGUGUGUAACCUUUAAGAUUUCUUAAUCAAGUCACAUAUGAAAAACGGCAUUCGGCUUAUUGCGAUUUUCAUCUAAUUGAAAAUGUAACGUUCGUUUCUUUAAAUUGAUGUCCUGCACUUCUGUUACAAUGAUAAAUGUGAUCAAUGUGCCAUAUAUACCCAUGAUAAAUCCUCUGCAUAGGACCACGUGAUAUACACUCCAACGCCAGCAGUCAUUCCAAAUCAUUAGAGGAAGAUUUUGUCCUGUGUUUCCUCCUGUUUUUAAUAGAGGAGAGACUGAAAAGACGUCACCUUUUUAUCGAAAUGACUCGCAUGUCCCGACGUCACAAAUGAUCACACACACACAGAAUGUAGGUGCCGCAUGCGAUGCCUCGACGUGGCGGCGCACGCCGCGCGGGUUCCUCCAGCGGCCUGUCUGACGGGUUAAAGGUCGAUUGUUCGCGGCCCGGCGGAGCGGUCCAGUCAGCCGCGUUGGGCGGGAACACACGCGUGUGCGGGGACUUUACCGAUAUAAAAAGUGCUUUGUGUGACCGACGACCGACAGUUACCGUCUUCCUCUCUUAAUUCUUUGUAUGAAGGAACCAUCAAUGUAACUGGAAGUAAAGUGAGACCAAACAGGAAUUAUUAUUUGCUGCAACCGAUAGACCUUCAUGUAGAACUGUGAUCACGUGUAUAUUUUAGAUACUGAGAUUACGCUGCCUGCAGUUUGCUGAAUAAAUUGUGAGAAGAUUCA